Messenger RNA from Oreochromis aureus, 1754 nucleotides. RefSeq names its product sulfotransferase 2B1-like. The coding region runs from base 182 to 1045 and encodes 287 amino acids. Gene Ontology annotation, biological process: sulfation. The record is from RefSeq and is a predicted model, not a curated record. The transcript has 6 exons. Gene Ontology annotation, molecular function: sulfotransferase activity. Lineage: Eukaryota; Metazoa; Chordata; Actinopteri; Cichliformes; Cichlidae. Gene Ontology annotation, cellular component: cytoplasm.
GAAUACAAAGUUCCCUUUCAGGAAGGUAUACGUACUUGGGGGGGAAAAUGGUCCAAUCAUGCCAACUAGGUUAUUAAAUAAGGAGGUGCUCAGGGAAUGGGCACUAACUAUAUAACAGGAGAAAGUCUCUAAGGAAGGAUAGGAGCAAAGUACAGAAGACUCACUCAUCCAGAGAACUGUCAUGUCUGCCACUGAGUACAUUAAGUACCACGGUCUCCUCCUGCCCCCGAAGGCCCACACCACGGAGAGCUUGGAGUACGCCCAAAAUUUCUGUGUGGAAGACACUGAUGUGUUUGCCAUCACUUAUCCGAAGUCAGGUACAAUCUGGAUGCAGGAGAUCCUCCCACUGGUGCUGAAUGGGGGGGAUCUGACCCCCAUCCAUACCAUUCCUAACUGGGAGAGAGUCCCAUGGCUGGAAGAGAAACAACUGGCACGGGUGGUGGAUAAGCUGGCAUCUCCACGGGCACUGGUCUCACAUCUUCCCUACAGCCUCAUGCCCCCUUCCUUCUGUACCUCCAAAGCAAAGGUGAUCUACGUCAUGAGGAACCCAAAGGACAUCAUGGUGUCUUCGUACUACUUCCACCAGAUGGCCGGCUGCCUUGAGGAUCCAGGAACCUUUGAAGAGUUCAUGGAUAAAUUUCUUGAGGGCAAAGUGAUGUUUGGAAAAUGGACAGACCACGUAAAGAGCUGGAGAAACAGUGAACUAGGAGACAGAAUAAUGUACAUUACCUAUGAAGAAAUGGUUGAGGACCUGCCUGCAUCUCUCAGGCAUAUCUCCGAUUUUCUGGGCUGUAAUCUGACUGAGGAAGUCAUUCAGAAGAUAGCAGAGCAUUGUUCUUUCAAGAGUAUGCAGAACAACAACAUGUCCAACUUCAGUCUAAUGCCCAAGGUGUGCAUGGACAGUGACAAGUCUCCUUUUCUAAGAAAAGGUAUUGCUGGAGACUGGAAAAACCACUUCAGCUCAGAGCAACUGGCCCGAUUCACCUCUGUGAUUUCCAAAGAGCUGGAAGGUGAGAGCUUCCCUCUGCCAUGGAGCCUGGAUUGACCACCAUAGAGAUCAGGAGUGGCAAAAAUCCUGGCCUGUUAUUUCAGAGCAAGUAAUUCAUGCUAACUGAGCCAAUGUUCUUAAACUUAUUUAUGGUUUCAAUAUUAGGAACAUGAGUAAAUAGCAUUAGAAAUAGCAAUGUUUAUUCAUCUGUCUUCUAAUCCAAUUAAACCAGGAUUCAGAAGCCUCACAGAGUCCAUUAAAGUUCUCAUGACUGGCAUGCUUUAAAUUAAAUGGAGACUAUUUAUAGAUACAGAUAAAACUAGCUUGACAAAAUAUUUAGUGUAUCCUGAUAUAAAUCUGAAGCCACAAGCGCUGGACAUUAAAGAUUGUACAAUUUGUGCUGAUAAGGAAAUACUGCUGCAACAUUUGAAUUCCUCACAAAUUAAAGUGAGAUUUUUAUACCUCUAUACUGCUGUUUUUAUUUUAUUUCCAGUUCACAUAAUAUGCUGAAAUCUGUCUUUUUUUAGUAAGCACUUUUUAACUUAUUUUAUCUCUAAUAAUUAUUUACGUCUUCAUUAUUGUAAUAUGUUAUUUUUUGCCUGUGGGAAUGGAUUAACUACUUCAGAUUUUACUUUGAAAGUCAUCAAAAAUUAUAAUUUGCCCAGUGAGUCUAAACUCAUGCACUAAAAUGUACUAUGUGAAUACUUAAUGUCUGUAACUUUGGUAUUUUCUAAUCAUAAAAUACAGGUUAUCACCUGUUUGUAUA